AUGUCCGGUAAAUUAGUGCCUUUGAGGCUGGUGAAUGGCGGCAGCCCGUGUGCCGGGAGAGUGGAGGUUUACCACGAUGGAAAAUGGGGCACAGUGCGUGACUAUGGCUGGGAUACGCUGGACGAGGCUGUGGUGUGUAAGGAGUUGUCCUGUGGAGCAGCGCUGUCAGCACCGGGAGGCGCUCACUUUGGCGAAGGCUCUGAUCCGAUUGUGACAUGGAAUGUUCGGUGCAGAGGGAACGAGUCUGCGCUGAGGGACUGUCCCUCACAGACCUGGAGUCAUUAUUCCUGGAGUGAUUAUGCCUGGUUAUCUCAAGCCCACGAUGUCGGUGUCAUCUGUUCAGGGAAUGUAAGUGUGAGGCUGGUCAAUGGCGGCAGCCCGUGUGCCGGGAGAGUGGAGAUUUACCAGGGAGGGCAAUGGGGCACAAUCGAUGGUUAUAGCUAUGACUAUGGCUAUGUUCUAACGUGGGAUAUGAAGGCCGCGGCUGUGGUGUGUAAGGAGUUGGGCUGCGGAGACGCGCUGUCAGCAUCACGAGCUCAAUUUGGCAAAGGAUCAGGCUACGUUGUGACAUACAAUGUGCGGUGCAGAGGGAGCGAGUCUGCUCUGAGGGAUUGUCACACAUGGCCCUGGGGUCACUAUUACAGGACACACGCCAAUGAUGCAGGAGUCAUCUGCUCAGCUCCGGUCCAGAAAACCACAAUUUCCCUGAAGCCGGAUUCCCGGGUGUUCAUGAGAGGGGAAACCGCUGAGAUCUCGUGUUCUGGGAAGUAUCCUGGCAGCAAAUUCUCUUUUUUCAGAGACGGCGAGUUGAUUAAAUCACGAGCAGCUAAAGAAAAUAGCAACACGGCAACUUUCACUCCAUCGGAGAUCAGUGCAGGAAAUUACUGGUGUAUAUCUACUAAACACAUGGACGGACGAGAGCUCACAUUACCUGAGAGCGAGCGAGUGGGAAUCUCUGUGUGGGAUCCGCUUCAGAAACCCACCAUUUCCCUGGAGCCAGGUUUCCGGAUCCGCUACAGAAACCCACCAUUUCCCUGA
Messenger RNA from Callorhinchus milii (elephant shark), 1038 nucleotides. Its product is annotated as deleted in malignant brain tumors 1 protein-like. Gene Ontology annotation, cellular component: membrane. The transcript is spliced from 5 exons. The record is from RefSeq and is a predicted model, not a curated record. Bases 1 to 1038 code for a protein of 345 amino acids. Lineage: Eukaryota; Metazoa; Chordata; Chondrichthyes; Chimaeriformes; Callorhinchidae.